AUGACCAACGAAGAAAUGGAUGCUGCGCUCAUGCAGUUCGUCAAUGCGCUUGGCAUCUUCAUCACGGUCGGCCUUGUCGCGUUCCACUACAUCACGUCCACGGUCAAGGACGCCGAAGAGUAA
This is a messenger RNA of Saprolegnia diclina VS20, 123 nucleotides long. RefSeq lists its product as hypothetical. The record is from RefSeq and is a predicted model, not a curated record. NCBI's taxonomy places the organism in Eukaryota, Oomycota, Saprolegniomycetes, Saprolegniales, Saprolegniaceae. The transcript is spliced from 2 exons. Bases 1 to 123 code for a protein of 40 amino acids.